Molecule: messenger RNA, 3249 nt
Organism: Owenia fusiformis
Lineage: Eukaryota; Metazoa; Annelida; Polychaeta; Sabellida; Oweniidae
Source: the annotation of a GenBank genome assembly
AUGUAAAACUGUGCCUCAAUCAGGGAACCUUGCGAAGCCAGUAAAACCUUAUGCAAUAGAUGGUAGAGCCAAAUGGAUGAAACCAACUGUAUCUGAAGAUAUACCAAAAACAGAUAAUUUGCCAAAGUCAUCCAAAUUAGGAAACGCAACAAAAGCAAGUAAUAUACUGAAAUUCAGUAAUGCAAAGAGUUCUAAAAGUUUUAGUUCAGGAUCACAUGAAAUAGAUUCUGAACAAAUGUUGCCCUUUUCAGGGAGUGCAAUACUUACCAAAAAAGGAUCUCAGGGACAUGAAAAAUCAUAUGUUCAACAGCGGAAUCACAAACCAUCUCUGUCCUCAAAAAACAAAUACACUUGGAGAAAGGGAAAAAGCACCGAUGCCACGAAACAGAAAACUGACACGGAAGGAUUCCAAAUGAAUGAUCAUCAACAGAAUAGGACAGAUGAACAGACCUAUGAGAGAGUCAAUGAAAUAAAACAUCCAGAUUCUGAAGAUCACACUUUUAAGAGCAAGCAGGUGAAUGUCCCACCUGGUGGUAAUAUUACCAAUCCAAGAGCAUCAUCAAAUACAAGUAUUAAAUCAGGUCUUCAGCAAACAUCAAAAUAUAAACUUGUUAGGAAGGACAGUCCAGUUAGCCCUAAAAAAACCUUGGAUGUGAUAGAAAAGAAAACACAACAAUCAAAUAAGAUAUCUGGAUUUGAUCUCGAUACAAUUGAGCAUCCUACAGUUUCCAUAGAUAAAAGAAAUGUGGCGUUGCCUAUUGAAACUAGGUCACCUAAUGAGAACUCAGGAUCCAUGUCUACUGGUAAGGAAUCCCCGAUUUCUAAAUAUAAAAUUGUCCGAAACAUUGCUCCAUCUAGUCCUUAUAAUUUAUCUAAACAGUUGCAAGAAUCUAGAAAAGUUAACUACCAAGGGGAACGUUCUGGUGUUGAAAGUUCCAUUCAUGAUCCUGGAAUGGAAAAUUCCGUUCAAUCUAAAAAGAAGGGAGUCAGUGGUAUCAUCAGUAAAUACAAAUACAUUAGGCAGAAUUCUUCCUCAAAUCAAACUGCAAAUAAACUUAUCAGAAAAUAUCAAAAAGGAGCUGAAAAUUUUGACAAUAUAGGAUCUCAUUCUUCAGAAUCAGUCAUUGAAAAACUCAAAAGAAAAUCUCAACAAAAACAGUCAUCUCGUGUCAAAAGACUACAACAAAAAACUAACCCCUACAAACUAAACAGAAAUGAUGCUGACAUCGUGAAAUCACCAUAUACCCCAAGGACAAUCCAACACACAAUAAGGAAAGGCAAGAACCAAAUACGGACAAGUAAAAAUACAAUGGAGACAACAAAACAUGAAAUGAGUUGUAGUAGAUUUAAGAGGACGAAAGGUAAAGAUGGACGAAAUUCAAAGAAAUUUAAGAAGAAACUGGACAAAACUUGGGUGUCUAAGUACUCUCUUCAAAGAAAUAAAGAAGAUGAGGGUCCCUCUUUGAAUGCAAUUCUAGGGAGGAAAGUUACUAAUAAAAGCAAGAAUAAGUUCAAGUUCGUCAAAGCUCAUGAGAAGCAAGAUUCUUGCAAAAUGCGAAUAGACAGAAGAAAGCAUUCCCAAGGGGGAAAAGUGUCUAAGCAAACUGCCAGCUCCAGCCAGCCAUCUUUAGUUAUGAUCAGUGGAACAGUGUACAGGAGAUCAGCUUGCAAGUUAUCGAGACAGACUUCUAAAGAUAAAGUCUAUAACUCUUCUAUUAGGCCAGGGUCUAGAAAGAGGACUUUGUCAGGUUCGAUAUCUAUACAUGGAAGCAGGUACCGCAUUGAUUCUUCGGGAAAAUCAUUGAAGAAGUUGAAGCCUAAAAACCAAUCAGUCCAGAGUGAUAAUGGAAGAAUAUCAAGAAUCAACAUUGGAGGCUCCUCGUACACACAAUCGACUCCUGGGACUCUAGUGAAGACCCCUUCUGCUAGACACAAAUUAGCAAACCGUGUUUUACAUAAAAGUAUCGCAACAGUGAGCAAGUUCAAGCAGGACCGGAGAAAUGAAAGAUUCUGUAUUUUCUACAAUCGUUUUGGGCGUUGUAAUAGGGGAGAGAAGUGUCCAUUUGUACAUGAUCCAAAGAGAAUAGCAGUGUGCACAAGGUUUCUUCGGGGGACAUGCCAGGUUGACAACUGUCCAUUUUCCCAUACGGUUGCCAUGGAGAAAAUGCCAGUGUGUGCUUACUUCCUGCGGGGAGUUUGCACGAAAGACUCAUGUCCAUAUCUACAUGUUAAUGUUGGAAAAGAGGCUAAAAUCUGCCAAGAUUUUAUCAAGGGAUAUUGUCGGCUUGCGGACAAGUGCAAGAAAAGACAUGUGCUCAUCUGUGAAGAGUUUAGGGAUAAAGGCACAUGUUCCAAAGGCAACAAGUGUGAGAUGAUACACCAGAAACCUCGAGAGGGGGCAAAGCGGGCCAGAUACCAUGACCCCAUACCAUCUACAAGUACAGCAGUGUCAGGCACAGCAGAGUCAAGUACAGCAGAGUCAAGUACCGCAAAGUCAAGUUCCGCAAAGUCAAGUACUGCAAAUACAGCAGAUACAGUUACACCUGAAAGUGACUCAGAAGAUAACAUGAAAGGCAGAAAUACACGACAUAAGAGGCAACACACGAGUGAAUCUUCCUCAGAAAAUCUUGGCUACUCAAAUGAGAUACCAAGCAAGAAGCGUUUCCUUCCAUCAUAUAUAGCCCUUACCUCAGCAACCUCCUCUUCUGAAGAGCUCUUAUCUACCUCAAGCUUUGAAGAGCACUUGUCGUCUGCUUCUACCUCCAAAAGUGAAGAGGUCUCUUCUGUCUCUCCAUCAAAAGUUGACUUAAUUGCAGGUAAUUCUGGCAUCCAAAUUCGGCCAAUGUUACGACUGAAAGAUGAUCAGACAAACUUUGAUAUGACAACCAAUGAUACUACAUAGAGACACUAUGUUGAUUAAAGUGCCACGAUACAACAAGGAUAUUUGACUACAACUCUACUCAUAUCUAGAAACAUAAGCAAAUUAUUGUAGUGGUAUGGAUGUUUUAAAUAAGACACGGACCCUAUAUACAUUUAACCUAGACAUUUGGUUAGUUCAAGCCAAUAACAUGAACUUUGAUGUGCCCUUUGUCAUUUUCUGACAUUGGAAGCUAGUUGCUCAAGACACUGGAUGAUCAGAGACUAUGACUUAUGGAAGAGAAUUGUCAUAAAUCAAAAUGAUUCCCCAAAAUAUUUUGUUGUACCUUGUUUACGUGGAUUAUGUGCUUGUUUUCAAAUAAACAGAAGAUG